Penaeus chinensis is the source of this 1239-nucleotide messenger RNA. Its product is annotated as N-acetyl-D-glucosamine kinase-like. Bases 109 to 1239 code for a protein of 376 amino acids. Gene Ontology annotation, molecular function: N-acetylglucosamine kinase activity. The record is from RefSeq and is a predicted model, not a curated record. Lineage: Eukaryota; Metazoa; Arthropoda; Malacostraca; Decapoda; Penaeidae. The transcript has 10 exons.
UCGCACAGGCGCAGCCUACACUUUUGUGGCCGCUUCUGCCAAUGUUCAGUCUGACACUUACCACACCAAGAGAAGGCAGUAACCCGAUUUCGUUCUUUGCCGUUCACAAUGGUCAAUGCAAAACUUAUCUUCGGUGGGAUCGAAGGGGGCGGCACCCACUCCUGGAUCGUGCUGAUGGACGGGCGGGGCGAGAAAGUGGCCGAGCUCGAGGGCCCCUCCACCAACCACUGGUUGAUCGGCAUGAGCGAGUGCCAGGCCCGCAUCAAGCAGCUGGUGGACGAUGCCAAGAAGAUGGCCGGCCUGCCCCAAGACACCACCCUCGAGGGCCUGGGCCUCUGUCUGAGUGGCUGUGAGGAUGAGGAAGGCAACCGUGACAUGGCAGCUGCACUUAUGAAGCGUUACCCAGACCUUGCCCGCCACGUGAUUGUUUCUUCUGACACCAAGGGUUCCAUUGCAACUGCUUGUCAGAAUGGUGGUAUUGUCCUUAUUAGCGGCACAGGAAGCAACGCACUUCUCCUAAACCCCGAUAGCAAGACUUACCGCUGUGGAGGCUGGGGUCACCUCCUUGGUGAUGAAGGAGGAGCUUACUGGAUUGCUGCUAGAGCUGUCAAGUUGUUGUUUGAUGAGGAUGACAACCUGAUUGACCCACCAUUUAACACCGCCCAACUACGAGACAUUGUAUACACUCACUUUGAACUGAAAGACAGAGGUAACCUCUACUCAGCCCCCUUCUCGCACUGUACCUCUCACUACAAACCAGGCAGGCCAAUGCUUGGUCAGGCCACAAAUAAGGAUUUUGCUACCUUGUGUAAGCAAACAGCAUAUGAGGAACGCAUCCAAAUAGACAGAUUUGGCAUGCUGCAGCACUGUUAUCAGUCCUUUGAGAAGGCAAAGUUUGCUAGUCUGACAGCCAAGAUCAGUCAGGGAGCCUCCAAUGGUGAUGCUAUGUGUGCACGCAUUCUCUAUGAUGCUGGUUUUGCUCUCGGCCGUCACAUUGCUGCUUUGUCAAGGAAUAUUCAUGAGGCACUUUUGUUCACAGAACACGGUCUUCAGAUUGUGUGUUCAGGGUCGGUGUGGAAGGCCUGGGAACACCUCCGGCCGGGAUUUGUUGAUGGGAUCAAUCCACGAUGUGAAAAGGACAGGGCCAUUCCCAAGUACACGCUGCUCAGACUUGCGGUAUGCCACAUGGUCUCUCAGAGUAUCACAAGGGAUAAGGACCUUGGAUUUAUUUGCUCGUGA